Molecule: messenger RNA, 2052 nt
Organism: Rosa chinensis
Lineage: Eukaryota; Viridiplantae; Streptophyta; Magnoliopsida; Rosales; Rosaceae
Product: serine/arginine repetitive matrix protein 1
Exons: 1
Coding region: 46-1932 (628 amino acids)
Source: RefSeq, a predicted model, not a curated record
UUCUUAAACAAAGCCAACCUUUUCAUAUCUCAUUCCAAACAAUUCAUGGCAGACAAAAGGCUAUCCUUUCGCUUCCGGUUCCCUUGGCGUAAUAGUCCCCGUUCUAAAGAAGAACCAGAGCCACGCCCAACACCUAAAACCCAAAACCCUGCCCAGUCAACCACCACAGUAGCCCCUGAGAGGCCACCAUUUCGGCCAGCAGGAAAAACUCCGGCAAAGGGCUCUCCUUCGCAAGCUCAGAGGCCACAAAAAACUGAUCUUCCACCAUCUCGUGCAGCCAUUGAGUCCCCAAAGACUCAAUUCCCGUCUCGUUUAUCUCCAUCAAAGAACUCACAUCCCACCACUCAACAAAGCUCUCCCCCAUCAGCUACCUCGUCUCAAUCUCAACUAUUACAAGAGGAAGCAAUAUCUCAGCCACAGAAACCUCGACGAAAAAUACAAAUCAUAUCUGAAACUGAUUCCAGUGCUGAGGACAGUACUCCUAAAGAAACAACCUCUCAUACUCAUGAAACUUCCCCUAAGCGUGUAAAGGUAUUUGCUUCAUCUGAUAAAUCAGAUUCUGAUACCCUCAAUGGAGAUCACAAGCAGCUUUCGGAAUCAGAGGCAGAGUCAAAAGAGCACAAAGAAGCAGAGAAAGUAGUGCAGGUACCAGCAGUAGAAGAAAAGACCAAUGAUCCAGGUUACACAGAACCAUUGCAAGAAAGGGUCACUCAACUUCCUGCUGCAGCAAGAGACUCGGGAAAUCAGGCCAAAGACCCACUUGGAGAUGCAUUGCAAGCAGUCCAGCGAAAGGAGAAGCAAGAACAGGUCACUGAACUUCAUGCUGGAGCAACAGACCCAGGAAAUCACACCAAAGACCCGCUUGGAGUUGCAUUGCAAGAAGAUCAGCAACACGAGAAGCAAGAAAGGGUCGCUGAACUUAAUGCUGCAGCAACAGACUCAGGAAAUAACACCAAAGACCAACUUGGAGUUGCAUCACAAGCAGAUCAGCAACACGAGAAGCAAGAAAUGGUCGCUGAACUUCAUACUGCAGCAACAGACUCAGGAAAUCACACCAAAGACCAACUUGGAGACGCAUCGCAAGCAGAUCAGCAACACGAGAAGCAAGAAAGGGUCGCUGAACUUCAUGCUGCAGCAAAAGGCUCAGGAAAUCACACCAAAGACCCACCUGGAGCUGCAUUGCAAGCAGAUCAGCAACAGGAGAAGAAAGAAAAUUUUGACAGAAAGGAGAUGCUGGCCACCACCAGCUCUGAUAAGAAACCUAUCAAAACUGAGAGGAGCUCCUCAAGGGUGUAUAUUCGAAAGAUGGUUGCAUCGACUGGGGAACGACCUCCCCCAAAUAAAGAAAUCAGGGAAGUUGAUAACCUGGCCAUCGGGCAGCAAAUGCUUGAUAAGCCAGUUGGUGUUGUGACCUUAACUGGCAAAAACAGAGGAGCAGUAAUGCUCUUAAGCUCAGAACCAGAAAAACGAGAAGAACCAGUCCACAUAUGCCACGGUUACAAGCUCAAUCCAGAUGAUAAUGAAGCUACUACUGAUGGAGAGGUAAGCAAUGAGGAAGAAAUUUUCGAGGACCAGAUAUUCGAAGGAUAUCAACAAUACAUCAACAGCAAUGUCCAGAGCAUCAAUAACUCUAUUGUGUGCAGUAGUUCUGUCACGGAAAGGAAUCCAGGUGUUGCUGUUUUUUCUUCAAACCCACCAGAAUCCAUCGAUUCAAAUAAAGAAUCAGAUUCCCUCCAAACACACAAGGCUCAAGUCAUCCAAACUCCUGCUGAUAAGCUUACUCAUGAAUCCACUGUAAGACGGCGAUGCCUUGGAGGGUUAUUCAUGGAAUCCAGUGACUCAGAACCAGAUAAUCCCGCCAAGCCUCGACGUCAUGGCUGCCGCUAUAUUUGCAGGAAGGAAAGCAAGGAAACAGAGAUUGGUGUUGUCUAAUUAGGUACUAUCUGGGCUCAUAAGAUCUACCAGAGAGAUGUAAAAAGAAAUGGCAGACAUAACAGCAACCAUGUUUGUACAAAUUGAAAAUAAUAAGUUUAUUGUGUCAUCCUCCAGGCA